Molecule: messenger RNA, 432 nt
Organism: Solanum pennellii
Lineage: Eukaryota; Viridiplantae; Streptophyta; Magnoliopsida; Solanales; Solanaceae
Product: putative glycine-rich cell wall structural protein 1
Exons: 1
Coding region: 1-432 (143 amino acids)
Source: RefSeq, a predicted model, not a curated record
AUGGCUCGAUUAUUGUUGUUAGUGUUAGCAGUUUUUCUCAUGAUAAUGAACAUUAAUAUUCAUCAAAUUUCAUGCGCUCAUCCUGAUAUAGUGACCAUUCCUUCCCCAAUAAUUAGCCCCGCAUCUUCACCAUUACCUAGUGGAGAUAGCGGUGCAGGAGGUGGAGGAGGAGGAGGAGGUGGAGGUGAAGGAGGUGGUACAAAAGGUGGUUAUGGCUAUGGAAGUGGUAGUGGCUCGGGAUGGGGACGAAGUGGUGGAGGGGGUGGUGGUGGUGGAGGAGGUGGAGGUGGAGGUAGUGAUCGAGGACAACGUGGUGGAGGUAUUGGUUGUGGUGCGGGUCAGGGUUCUAGUGGUAGCGAUGGAAGUGUUCCAAUUCCUAGUCCCAGUGUCAAGCCUUGGACGACCAGGAAUAUUUUCCCAGGCUUUUACUAG